GGAGCUAUGAUUGGCCGUGGGGCCGGCCCUCCAGAAAGCCCCGCGGGGCUUGCUUAAGCUGCGCGCUCUGGAUGGGAGGGGCGCGGCGCAGCGUCUGUAGCCGCCUCCGUCCCCCUCCGUCUGCCCGCCCGCCGUUGGUCCCUCCAGCAGCCCGCCUGCUGGGCAGGGCCGGCCCGGCCCGGCCAUGGAGUCCUACGACAUCAUCGCUAACCAGCCUGUGGUCAUCGACAACGGUUCGGGGGUGAUCAAGGCUGGCUUUGCCGGAGACCAGAUUCCCAAAUACUGUUUCCCAAACUAUGUUGGGCGCCCCAAGCACAUGCGGGUGAUGGCUGGAGCCCUGGAAGGGGACCUCUUCAUCGGACCAAAAGCAGAGGAGCACCGGGGGCUGCUGGCCAUCCACUACCCCAUGGAGCACGGAGUGGUGCGGGACUGGAAUGACAUGGAGCGCAUCUGGCAGUACGUCUACUCCAAGGACCAGCUGCAGACCUUCUCCGAGGAGCAUCCUGUUCCUACGGAGGCCCCACUCAACCCGAGUAAGAACCGGGAGAAGGCGGCAGAGGUGUUCUUUGAGACCUUCAACGUGCCAGCCCUGUUCAUCUCCAUGCAGGCUGUGCUCAGCCUGUAUGCAACAGGACGCACAACGGGAGUGGUUUUAGACUCCGGGGACGGGGUCACCCACGCUGUCCCCAUCUACGAGGGCUUUGCCAUGCCGCACUCCAUCAUGCGGGUAGACAUUGCCGGCCGUGACGUCUCCCGCUACCUCCGGCUGCUGCUGCGCAAGGAAGGGGUCGACUUUCACACCUCGGCCGAGUUUGAGGUUGUCCGGACCAUCAAAGAGCGGGCCUGCUACCUGUCCAUCAACCCGCAGAAGGAUGAGGCUCUGGAGACAGAGAAGGUGCAGUACCUCUUGCCGGAUGGCAGCACGCUUGAUGUGGGGCCAGCGCGAUUCCGGGCCCCUGAGCUGCUGUUCCAGCCAGACCUGAUAGGGGAUGAGAGCGAGGGGCUCCACGAGGUGCUGGCCUUCGCCAUCCACAAGUCCGACAUGGACCUGCGCCGGACACUGUUUUCCAACAUCGUCCUUUCAGGUGGCUCCACGCUGUUCAAAGGCUUCGGCGACCGGUUACUAAGUGAGGUAAAGAAGCUUGCCCCAAAGGACGUCAAAAUCAAGAUCUCGGCCCCUCAGGAACGGCUAUACUCGACGUGGAUCGGCGGCUCCAUCCUAGCCUCGCUGGACACUUUCAAGAAGAUGUGGGUAUCCAAAAAGGAAUAUGAAGAGGAUGGCUCCCGGGCUAUUCAUCGUAAAACGUUCUAG
Sus scrofa (pig) is the source of this 1312-nucleotide messenger RNA. RefSeq names its product actin related protein 1B (gene ACTR1B). The record is from RefSeq and is a predicted model, not a curated record. Lineage: Eukaryota; Metazoa; Chordata; Mammalia; Artiodactyla; Suidae.